Aspergillus clavatus NRRL 1 is the source of this 6840-nucleotide messenger RNA. Its product is annotated as putative myosin class II heavy chain (MHC). Gene Ontology annotation, cellular component: cytoskeleton. NCBI's taxonomy places the organism in Eukaryota, Fungi, Ascomycota, Eurotiomycetes, Eurotiales, Aspergillaceae. The transcript has 2 exons. The coding region runs from base 1 to 6840 and encodes 2279 amino acids. The record is from RefSeq and is a predicted model, not a curated record.
AUGUCAAUUGCCCUUGAUGUUGAGUCAGAUUGCAUGGAUCGAGAUCUGUCCGCAUCUUCCGCCAAUUCAGCGACUACCCUGCCGUUACCUUCUAUCGCCAUCUCGAACGGUCUGCGCGACGAUUCGCAUCUGGUCGCUUCAUUUAUACCGUCCUUUGGAUCCUCAGGAGUGUCGGGUUUCUCGACCUCCGGUUCCCCUGGCCCGCAGAACCCACCAAGGACCGAUAGCGUUACCCCAAACCCGCCAACGACAGCUCUCCCCACUCUCCCGAAGCUGCACGGGGCCUGGGAAUCAUCCACCUCAUCCCCCGAGACUCGAGAAAAGGAGGGCAGUGUCUACUAUACAACAGCUUGGGGCUCUCCGUACGCCGCACCCAGUCCCCGGAGGCUCUCGUGGUCUUUGAGCCAAUUCGCCGGCAUCGAUCGAGACUCAGGCGCGAGCUCUCCAACCUCGGUGCGUAGUGGUAUAUAUCACGGCUCUGAGGUGAACACCACGGAUUUCCUGAAACCUUCCGCCGCGGAGACGUCACGUCACCCACAGGGUAAUCCGCGGAAUCGUUCUCCUAGACGAGACUUAUUCGGCAAAAGAGGAGGCAAAUCAAUCAAGGAUUUCACCCAGGAUUGGAUCAAUCAAUAUCUCUCGGGACAGCCUCGCACGGAGCGGAGUAACUGGUUGAGCGACGACUCCGGUAGUGAGGCCCCCUCGUUCUUCACUGCGCAGAAUCAUUUCGCAGACGACGCUUCCGACGACUGGCUUGGGUUGGAGCAGGACACGCGCGACGAGGACAUCUUGAGAACGCCCACCCUUGCCGAUUUUGUGAGCCGACGAGCUCUUGCUGGGAACAGCGAAAGUAGCCUUGCGCGCCAGAAGCUCAAAGAUUCCCUGCACAAACGAGCGGACACGCUCCGACAAGAAGACUUCUGGGGAUUCGCAUACGACAAAGAUCCCCAGCCAUCCACAAUGACCGAAGUAAUAGAGACACAACAGCAACAACCUCCAGCGGAGGUAGAGCCUCCCAAGGCCCCGUCACCAGCUGACAAGCCGUUGCCUCCACCACCAGCAGAGGCUGAUCAUGAGCCCUCGUCAAUAUCCCAACCACUUGAAAGCUCGGUAAACCCGAUAGCGCCACAAAAGCCAGCUUUGGACAAGGAAUUACCUACACCAACCCCUCGAUUUAGGAAGAAAAUCAACUGGCGCGGGAAAGCUUGCAUUAUCGCCCUUCCUUUUGAAGAUAAGAGAGGUACUGAGGAGUCUAGGUAUCCUUUGUUGACUGUCCAUGAUGUGGAACAACGAAUGAAGAAAUGGGAGGAGGAAGGCUAUGAUAUCCGCGGCUUCACCAUCAGCGGACCAGAAGACGGACCAGAAGAUGUCGCGACCCUUGAGCUCGGCGGUCUCAGUCGCCCGUCCUUCCCUGACUUCAAGGACAUCCAAGAGGAUCGUGAAGCUGUACAAUGCCAUGUCAGCUUCCCGGACAGAGCAGAAUGGGAUGCCUACGUCAAUUGGCUCCAGGAAGAGAAGCUACGGGCGCUAGGGGUUUCCCUUGGCGAUGAAGAGGUGCCGCCAUCCAUCUCCCCUGCUUCUGCUGCUCUGGGUCAAAUGGCGGCUCCCUUCCCCGGGCUCAUUGCAUCACCCCCGAUCCCUACAGCAUCGGCAGCUAGUAAUGCGCUUUCCGUUCCUCACCAUUUUUCUCCUCACUUCAACCAGUCUGCAAAUGCAAGCAACGGUAUCGCGUCGUUGGCGUCUCCAGCCUCGCAGUUCGGGGUGCAAACGCCAUUCCUGGGGGUGGACCAGAGUCUCCUACCGGGGUACAUCCCCUUCCAGCCCACUCCUCCCGCUCAGGGCGCUCUUACUCCCCAGAGCUUCUUCAAUGUUCAUCAAGGCAGCGUUGCCUCAACCAUUCCUGGCAAUUUGCCCAAUAUGACGUCUAUCUUAUCACCGAUUUCACCGUUACAUGAUCAGGGCGUCUUUCACCCUGGCCUGGACGAACCAUCACGGCCAUCACAGGACUCGUUUGCUGGCCACUUUGAUCAUGGCAUGCAGAUGCAGGACAGUAUGCCUGCCGGUCAGAUGUUGCAUCCUGUUCAUCCCCGAGCCGAAACCCCUGACCAUUUCCACGCAUCAACUGUGGAGAUUGCCCAGCCGACACCGCGUGGUCAUAGCCGUGGUCAUAACCUGAGCGAAACCCUCCAAAAGGGCUUGGACCAAGCUGGCCCGUCAGAUUAUCACUUGGAGGAAUCAAUAGAGAGGCAGCUUGAUGAAGACGACCGAAACAAUAUGAACAACUCGGAACUUUACCAAUCGCGAUGGGCGUUGCCGAACAAUGAUCAUCAUAGCAUGCAACGUGUGCCUCAGCAUCUGCAGCAGUUCUAUGGUGAGAAUUACAUGCAUGAUCAUACUAACGAAGGGUCCGACAUCGACACCAAUCCUAGCCUGUCCGGAGUCCCUCAUGGACAUGGCCCGCUCGCAGACAACAUUCCCUGGCAUGAGCCGAAGCCAAGCACAACCUCAUUCGUCGGUGGUCACAAAUCGAAGCUCUCUACAUCAACACUGAACGUUGAGGCGAGAGAGUUCGAUCCGAUGGGGGCGUCGACCAUGCAAAACUUCCCGUCCCAAGGCAAUGCUUUCCAGUUCUCGGGCAUGGGGAAGUCUGGAUUUACCUUUGGAGCCAACUCGGAGCUUCCGCAUGCAAAUGGUUACAAUGCCACUGCUCCUGCAUUCACGCCCGGUGGGGCUAGAGGCGCCAACCACCAGACUGCCCCAUCUGGCGAUUUCAAAUUCUCGUCGGCCUCUUUCAACGUCGCCGCACCUGCCUUCAAUCCAUCCGCAAGUGUCAACUCGAACGCUUCGGAGCAGCCUUCACCCAACAGGACCAAGAUCUUUGGCGACAUCGAUCUAUCUCAGUCAUCGAAGGCAUCUAAGAGAUCAAAAGCGAUUCCGAUUGUCCGCCCGGAUGACAAUGUACAAGACAAGAAGAGCAAGGCCGAUGCGGAAGACGAUCAUGGUCGAGUCUCGUCAGAUCGUCACAAGCGUGCCCGUCGUGGCGAGAGCCCGGAGGGAGAUGUUGAGUUUGCUAUGCCCACUCACCCUCUCACCGAGACCGGUAACGUUCAAGCGUCUCAAGCGCCUCUUGCGUCUCAUGCAACUGCCGAGGGCAAGGAGAACGAGGUGCCAGGGAAGCAGGACCAGAACAACGCGGAGAUGAUCCUGAACCAGAAACACACACCUUCCGAACGAAAAGAUACACCUAUUAGCGAGGCUUCAACAUGGACUCCGUUUGACAUCAAGGACGAACGAUCAGCUUCACAACUGGAUUCAGAAGAACGCAACCAAGACGACACUUCUCAAAAGUCCCUCGGCAAACAACAGGAAACAGACAUACCUUCUGCGCCGCAGGCAACCGCUUCUGAUUCAGAAGAACACAAUAAAUCCAUGGCGAAGAGCGUAGACACUAGUCAGAAAAAUACUUUUCUAUCCGCGACUGCGAAACCGUUCGAGUUUAAGCCCGCUGUUCGUGAAUUUGUGCCGAUUGUUGUCGAAGAAUCGAACACCCUGUCUACUCCCGAGAAGCCAGAAAAGCCACAGAAUGACCUCAUGGCUUCCCGCUACGCUGUUGUUAGCCCGCCACCUUCGCCGAAGCGUGAGAAGGCACCACCCGAAAGUGCUCAGCUAGAGGUAGACAUUCAGGACGAUGCUUCAGAGGCCGCAGCUUCUCAGCCAGCGGCCGAAGAGCUCAGAUCUCUUUCGGAGGAAGAGUCACCCAAUGAUGAGGAGUUAAAUGCCAUCAUGGAACAGCUCAAUGGAGACUCUGACGUCGGAAUCGAAAGGUUAAGCACGCCCCGACCAGCAUACGUUCCCCCGGAGUCUGCCUUGGGACCAUCCAAAGAGAAACGGCACGUCCAUGCCGACAUCCGAAGUGAAGCACCGAGCCCGAGCCCAGGACGAGGUUUGGUGGCUCAGGCCCUCGAAGUCCCUAAGCUCGAUUUCGACGCAUAUUCUCAAGCUUCCGUGUCUCCUUCCAGGGGUUUCGUCUCUGGUGUUCAUUCGCCCGUUCGACAGCUAGUUAGCCGGAUCGAACACAUCAGUGACUGGGAUGAUGUGAUCUCCUCUGGCGAGGAUGAGAAGCUGGCCAACAGAAGCCGCUUCUUUGACCGCCGCGUGAAUGACUUGGUUGGUUCCGUCAUUGAGGAGCGCCUUGGUCCUCUGGAGCGCGCAUUAGAGGCGAUUCAAGAAUCAGUGAUGCUCGCUGCAUCUCAAGCGCAGAACAAAUGGAUCAGGGGAAGCGUAUCUGUUGAGAUCGAAGGAAGUGACGCUGAUGAUGAAGAUGAGGAGUAUGAGGAGGAAGGCAUCUAUGAGGCCAGAUCACCUUUCAUGCAGCGUGACCGCAAGCUUGAUAGACUGAAGAAUAUGAUCCUGGAAGCACUGGCUACUCGUGAAGCUCCACAACUCCCAGAACCGGCAGAGAAUCUCGAACUGCUCAAGCUGCAAGAUAGUGUCGCCGAACUGCAUGCCCUUACUGCGCAGAAACUCUUAGAGGAUCCCACGGAUAAGCUGAGAGACAUGAUGCAGGAGGUUGUAUCAAGCCAGCUGGUUCAGUACCAACCUCGUCCUUCGGAGGCCGAGGAGAUUGGUGCCGACAGCCUCAUGCUGCAGAUUGAAGGCUUGAAGAACAUGUUAAGACUUACUGACGAGCGCGCGGAGCAGGAGUAUAACAUGCGCAGAGAGGCCCAGGACUCUGUGGCUGAGCUCCAGCGACUUCUGAAGCUUGCCGAGAAUGAGGCUGCGCGCCAUAGCGAGGCCGCUGAAUCCGCCGAGGCUCGUCUGCUUCAGUUCAAGGAGGAGAAGAUUCCAUACUUUGAACAAAUCCAGUUUAGAUUUGACACCUUGGAGCAAGAGCAUGCUACACUCAAACUCACCCUUGCCGAGGUCUCCUCGAAGAACAUCUCGCUUGAAGGCACUCUGGACGAGUAUCGGUUUUCCAGCGACAGCUGGAAGCGCGAAAGUGAGCAGGCGAAGGCCGAGCUUGAGAAGACCAAGGCUGAAAAUGAGAAACUUCGUGGCACUAUCGAUCAUCUGAAGACACGAAUCGAAGAUGGUCUGAGCAUUCGGCAGAAUCUCAGCGAGAAAUUUGAUCGCCUUCAGGACGAGAUGGUAACUGUCACUCGGGAUAUCACGCGUGACCAAGCUUCCUGGCGCAGACGGGAGGAGGAGCACAUUGCUAAGUACAAUGAGCUGCGAAGCGCCUACGGCCGCGAGGUCAAGCUGCGUGAGAAGCUUGAGAACGAUAUUGGCGAGCUCGAGCAGCAGGAGAGGGAAGCGGCGAAGCUGAAAUUCAUUUUCGGACAAUCUCAGCAAGAAAACGCCAGGCUAGAGGAACUGGUUGCAAAUUUGAGAAUCGAGAACCACGACCUGGAGAGCAAGGCUGCUCGCUAUGAGCGCGAGUUCAACGAGGCACGUGAGACCAGUCGCACCGAGAUCCAGCGAACGCGAACUUCGCUGGAGUCGGAUCUUGAGGCCGCCAACAGCCAAGUCAACAUUGUGCGUGCCGAGCUAGAAGCACAGAUCAUCCGUCUUCAAAGCCAAUUAGAGAAUGUCCGUCUUGAUAAUGACACAGCACGGGAGCGCUACGAGUUGCUUCUGGAAGAAGCCAGCGAAACCAGGGCCGCGGCUCUGGCUGAAGCGGCCGAAUCCAGGGAGCGUGCGAUUGAGGAGCAGCGGACCAUGCAUGAACGUGUUCUCAACGACCUGCGGGAACGUCACGCACGUGCUUUGCAUAACUCCUCCGAGGAUAGACAGCGCGCCGAGUCUCAUCUGAUGGAUCGACUGGCGCUGUCGGAUGACAAGGUGAACCAUCUUGAGGAUCGUGUGCGGCACCUCGAGGAGAAGCUGGAGAUCGCCAACGCGGCUGCUCGCGCAGCGGCCGAAGCGGCUCAAUCAGCCAAGGCUGCUCCUGUCCAGUCGCCCCCCAGGCACUCGAAUUCCCCAUCCAUGUCCUUCAGCAAGGGAUCUAUGGUUCCCGAGAAGAUCUCCCCUCAGGCUUUGCGAGAGUCGAUUCUCGUUCUCCAGGACCAGUUGCAACAGCGUGAAACCCGUAUUGAGGAGCUGGAGCAGGAGCUGUCUGGCGUUGACAAGGAUGCGCCGAACAAGAUCAAAGAGAAAGACACCGAGAUCAACUGGCUGCGCGAGCUUCUCGGAGUUCGUGUUGAUGACCUCCAAGAUAUCAUUAACACCGUGUCUGGUCCAAGCUUCAAUCAGCAUGCGGUGCGUGAUGCGGCUAUCCGUCUCAAGGCCAACCUGCAGAUGCAGCUGCAGGAGCGGGAAAGGGCUCAUUCCGGACAGGGCUUUCCCAGCUUUCCUUCCCUCUCCGAGCUGACCGCGUCGCCGCGUUCUCUUCCUCUGGCAGCCGCAGCGGCCUGGGGUAACUGGCGCAAAGGCAGGGAGAACUCGAAUUCCGGUUCCUCAGAGCAGACGCCGUCCAAGUCAAGCAAUGCAAGCGCAUUUCUCUCAGGGCUUCUGACGCCUCCAGCGUCCAGCUUCCGACAGGGGUCGUCUAACGCAAGUGCACCCAAAGCACCCGGGUGGAGGCGGUCGUCAGAAAGUCGGCCGCUGAGGAAUGUGAACACGACACCCAGACCUUUGGCAUCACGCCCGACUGCUCCUAUGCAAGAGCCCCCCAGCACUCCUCCGCUGCUCCGACGGUCAAGCUACGACCAUGACGCUGAGCCCACUGAUUAUGCAGAGGACUCAUUCGGAGAGGACGUUGAGAGCACAGCGGACGGACUGGUCUCUGCAUCGCCCCGGGGAGCCGAAGAAGGACCCUUUGGGCCACAGUUGACCUCGUGA